AGUCUGCGCUGUGUUUGUAUUUUCUUUCCAGCUUUGACGUACCUCACGUGGGAAGCACUGGACAUGAGCGAGAAUUACGGAUUGUAAGGUGCGCCAAGUCAAGGCGAAUCACCAAAAUACGACGAUUUCGCCCAAGCCUCGGACUGCUACGCUGCCAGGACGGGCUGUCGAAGGUGGACGUUCCUGUGUGUUUAUGAAUGAACGAAUGUUUUUUUCAAUGCAUGGGCUCUAGCUACGACCUGAAACUCUUGGACUAUGACUACGUGCUGGCACAAUAAUUUGACGUUGGGGUCACAUAGGUACUUGGUGUAAUCGUGUAAUUAAUUGCCUAGUCCACGAGAAAGUCAAGCAUUCAGCAGCAGGAUGGCGGCGCUUGUGGACGGAAACGCGAACCGAAACUACAAAGUCCACACUGCGCAAUCGUUCAAUCCAAUUAUUUAAAUUUAUUGCAAAUUUCAAAAAGUGUGAGCGCAACGAAGACUUUAAUGAGAUUUUUUUGCAAGAAGAUAAUGUGAGUUGAUAGUCUGACAGCGAGAAAGAAUACUCAACCGAUCCACGACAAUCCAUGCCAAUCCGCGCUGUCCGUCGUUUGAUGUAGUUUCUGAUGGUUUGUGUCAUGUGAGUUUGUGGUCCAUGGUCUUGACACUCUUGUAGUAAUGUCACGCGCUGUUCUGUGACGGCACUCCUUGCUUCGGCAUCGUAGCGUUUCAUGACAGCUCUGUUUUAGGGUCGACGUUUUUUUGGUGGGCGUUCCCAGUGUAACUGUCCGUCGUCAUUUGAUCGGUUUGACGUGGUGUAAACAGUCACUCUUCCUUGCACUCACGCGUUGUCUCAGUGAGAGUCAAUGCAGACGCCCUCCGACGCAAUGGAGCAGGGUACGGCGGCGAUAACCUGCAGCAUCAGGGGUUGCCCCAACGAAUUCGUACUGAGCGACCCGUCGCAUAUACUGUACGUUUGCACCGCGGACGACAUCCAAUGCAAGGAGUGGCUCGCCGUGAUACCCAAAGUGUCACUCAGACUCGUGGACGAUAAACUGUGCGUGUGUUCGCUGCACUUCGACGAUGGAGUGAACGUCAGCGGCGGCGCCAUGCCGACCAUCUUUCCGCCAGUACCCAGUCUGGGUGCGAGUACGAGCGAGCCACAACCGCAGCAACAGAGCGAGACGCAGGGCAGGGAACAUGCUAUGGCUGGUCCGGCGACAACGAUCAAGCAGGAACUAGUUGACUUCGAGGAUGGUGCACUGCGAGCCCCGACGGACUUCUCGGGGAAGAAGCACCCCCAGACUGCGGCAUUUGAUGCUGUGAUUGCGGAGGUAGUUGGUAUCCGGAAGGCCGUGGAGCGGAUGGCUGACGCACAGGAGCUUAUUGCAUCAUUGGUUGCAGCACACUGCGGAUUGACGUAGUGUUUUUUUUUUGUGUUUGGCUUUGUUUCUUCACCAAGUGGGCCUAGUUGCAAGCUGCAUAGCAUGGAACCAGUGACACAUCUGGAAGCACUGCAAAGAAAAGUCUGCUGUAUUGCCUCCUAUGCAUUUUCCUCUGCCGUUCUGACGGAAUGACUUCUUGCCAAGCUAGCUGGUGCAUAUGAGAAAGCUUGUGCAACGAAAGGAAGUUAGUUCAAGUAGAGAGACUUUGUGCAUCCUAACUUCUUGAAUGGUCUUUGUUUUUUUGUGACGGUUUUCUUGCUGCAGCUGUCACAUUUUAUUGCGGAGAACAUAGAACUGUGCAAGCAAUCCAUGUUUUUAUGGAAGCCUGUUGACGCUUGAAUGGCUGGCCCUAUCAAAAUGGUAAAGGUGGCAGCUCAAUUUCUAUUCCAGGUGAUAGCGUGGCCUGUGUGUUAUUGCUGUGAUGACCAUUUACUGGCAGUAUUGAUGCUUAGCUCUGUAUCAGCAAUGGCAGUUGUAGGCAGCGGAUGCUGUUAUUUGACGUACCUGUUGUCAAUAAGAACUGUUUCUAGUUGAAACAGUCAUGCCAACAAAAGCUUAUAGCACCACCUGUGAGACUUGCAUGAAGAUAGAGUGGUUGCCAGGAUCUAGGACCUCAGCAAUGCUGAAAUGUUGGUCAGUUGGUCACUAUGCUACACCUGCACUGAUACCGAAUAAUUGUUGGCACGUCCCAACGUAACUUCAGUGGCAUCGUAGGCUUUGCAGAAGGUUCAGCUGACUGCUAAACCCAUAGGUGGAGCUACAAACUGAAGGCGCAAUAACUUUAAUGCUGACAAAAAAAUAUUUUUGCAGUGUAUUUUGCAGUCUUCAAGUUAAUGUGGAUACGAAUUCACCUCAUUACAACAUUUUACUAUGAAGUGUUGCCCCGUGCCAUUUUGCACAGUUUUCUGUAAAAAUCAGGAUGCAUUUCCAUGUUCAAAGGAUAAAAGCAUGCUUAUUACUGUCACUUCACUUGACAUUUUUCCAUUGGAAAUCUUGGAAAAUAUUUUGGACCAGUGUCGAUUUCUCAGAGUGUUUCACAAUGCUAAUUUCAUAAUGUAUUGGCUGGCUUUAGCAGCUUGAAUAUGUGGGUCUUGUUUUGUGUGUGCAGCAAGCCGUAUUUCUCUGUGUACUGAAUCAUCUAAUGCGUUUACAUUUGUGCACUUUGUUUGUGCCCUGAACUUGUGUGGUUUGUUCUCUUGAUUUGUCUGUAUUUACUAUAACACAUAGCUGACUUUUUUAGAUAACGAAUAAUGUUGCACAGUGUGUUGCAGCAGUUCCAGAAGUUCACCGUUUAAAAAUGGUGCUUUUGUUGCAUAUAGCAGCGAGCAUCACUUAACUUGUAUGACCUGGCAGCUGUGUUAGGUUGGGACAGUUGGCUAGGUUUCAACACUGCUCAAACAGCUCUGUAGACAGGACUAAGUGAAUGAAUGACACAGGUGCUCGACUGUCAGCUGGUAUUUAUUCAAAGAAAGAUAUGUAGGUUCGUGUGGGAAGCUGGUGGCACAAUAACACAAUCAGGUUUAGGAGGCACAACAGCAUGUGUAAUUGAACAGUACGCUUGUAUUGAGGAGAAGUGCACAUCAAAGCCACUUGGGGAAAUUAUUGAAGCAGCAGAGGUAGCAUCGUUGGGCAACUUGCGUGUGAAUAUAGCGUCAGUGCACCUUACAUGCAAAGCUGAUGUUUCUUUCCUGUUCCAGAGGGGACGUGGGUGAUGUUGCAUUGCACAUUUCACCUCCACAUUCGCGUGCUUAUUUUGCUUUGUUUGGUUACUGUUACUUACCUUGACAUGCUGGAGGGGGGUAUCAUGAACAUGUAUGUGUUUUUCUAUGCAAACAUUUUGUAUUUCUCAUGAAGGGUGGCUGACGAGCACACGUUUGUGAAUAAUAUAUAUGUGUGCGUGUGUGUAGGAGGGGGGUUCCAUCAUUUCAGCACUGUUUAUAUGAUUUAGUGUUUGCUCUUGAAGUGCAGUUUUCUUGCCACUGCAGGAAUGGUGCUUAGUGCUAACAGCCCUGGCAUGCCUUUGCAUUCAGCAACCGAUGAUGACAGGGAGGAAACCGAGGCAUCAUCAACUGACAUGGGCAGGCUCUUCAAGUCCCGGUGGAUACCGCGUCCCUGCCUGAUAUUCAGGAAGCAGAGGAUGGUGAAGCUGUUCUCCUGCCACCUCUGUUCCUUCUCCACGAUAUAUGCCUACAAGCUUAAGAACCACAUCGGAGCUCACAGCGGAGAGCGACCGUUGUGCCACGUGUGCCUGCUUUCGUUUUCAGACAUGUACGGCCUGAGACGGCACAGCUUGACACACACGGGAGAAAGGAAGUACAAGUGCAAUCUGUGUUCCUACGCGUCGGUCACAGCCCCUCUCUUGGAGCGCCACUUGCGCACCCACACGGGCGAGAGAAAUUUUCCGUGCAGCCAGUGCCCCUAUGUAUGUGCGAGGCAAGAUACCCUGAAGAGGCACAUAGAUAGGGUGCACAUUCGUGAAAUCAAAACCGAGAAUGAGCUUAUGUAAUUUGUGGAAUCAGCAAAGCUACAAAGUUUAAGAGCAGGUUGGUUUGGUGCUGGUGCUUCUCUUAGAAAGUGGCAAGCUUUCACUCGACCAAUGCCAUGUUACUGCCAUGUUAGGUCGAAGAAGUGUUCCGGUCGUAUGGCUCAAAAUGAGAAAAAAAAAAAUGCUGGCAAGUUUAGACGUUGCAGUGAUAUAGUACUGGGCCUCUUGCAACUAUGAUUUCUUUUAGUCAUUGCGCUUCCGUGCUCUUGUUUCCAUAGCUGUGGGACAUAGCAAGGGGUGGCUGUUCGAUAUGUAGAGCCACAGAAAAAAUGCUUCUUCUUGCUUAUGUCCAGUGGUAACAACUUUCCUGGCAGAUUUCUUUUCAAGAACAAUGAAACCCGUAUUGCCAGAACAAUGCACUUGGCAAAAUUACCACUAAUAGGGAUAUGUGAAUAAAACACGUAAUUAUGUUGCAGUAGUUGUGCAGCAGAAAUAAUUACAUACUGCAUGUAUAUAGCAGUUGCACUGCAUCAAUAAAACAUGUACAAUUGCCAAAAGCUCACACUAUUCAAUGGUCUAAACAGAAUUUGUAGACUGCCACAUCUCCAGGAAGGUUGUUCUAAUCCGAUAUUGUCAUGGGAACAAAAUAAUGUGAAAUGUAUUUAUUAUCCUAAAGGUUGGCUGCAGAAAAUGAAUACCUGUGUGUUGCUUGCAUGUUGAACCAGAAGAAAGUUUGAAUGCUGCAUUAUGGCUAAAGAGAAAGCUUGAAUACCACGUUAUUGCUUAUAAAAUGCCAUCUUAAGAACUCUAGUCUAAGUGUUUAUGUACUGCAUCAGAUGACUUCAUUGAAAGGUUGAGUGGUUAAAAGAGGAUAAAGGGCAAAUAAGUGCAUUUUUUGUAGUAAUGAAUAUGUUAGUUUCAUAAUUCUCUGACGAAAAGAAAGACUGAUUGCCAAUAUUUAUGGCAUAUUGUGCAACGCUUGAGUGCAUUUUUAGAGUGCACGAAAUUGCUGGUGUCGCAACAGUGCUUCCAGGGGAGCUCCUGUUUGUACAAGAGGAAGCCCCUUUAAUGAGUCGCGACAUCCUAGUCUGCUUGUGCUACUAUGCUUACUGAACAUUUAUUGAAGUCAGAUAAAGGAACGCUGUUUGUGUUCAUGCAAUUACUCUGUUUUAUGAUGUACCAUAUUUGUUCGAGUAUAGGUGACCUUUCCUUUAGAAAAUGUUACCCAUAAUGAGCUAUUAACCUAUAUUCAUGACCAAAGAAUCUGGACUUACAUUUGUGAACAAAGUUAGCAAAAGUACUGAUCUAAUGCAGUUAACUCCGUCGUGCCUGCCAGUCUGGAGAUUAUCCGAACUGGCUUUAAGAAAUGCUGCAUAUCCAAUGAAUGCGCUUAACGGCCGACGUCUUUUGGGGUGCUGAGGACGCCUGCGAAGUAUUCAACGAGGACGACUUCCCGGGCAGUUGUGAUGAGGAUGCAGCUUGUGGCAUUGACUAGUGAUAUUUUGUGGCCGAGCUUAUAGCAAAUGUUUGUCAUGUUCGAACUAGUAUUUCUUAAAAUAUAAGGGAUGACCUAUAUUCGAAUUAAAAUUGUUUUUCUUUUUCUCCUAUAUUCGUGUUCGACAUGGUUUCGAGUAGAUACAAUGGUUUGAAAAAUCACAAAUUACAUACGUGCAUCGAAGGUAGAUGUAAGCAAGUGAGCAUACAAAGAAGACUUGCUCAUGGUGAAUGUUAGUGCCUGUGCUCAUGUCACCAUGAGCACCACCCACUGUGCCACUGUCAUUUGUACUCGGGGCCGCAGUAGUGGAAUAAAGUGCGUGAAGGCCUGUGGUUGUUCAUCAAGUUGCGAUCACAAUGGGAGAAAUUGGAAUCUGGCUGAAACUAGGUGCGAGAAAUUCUCCUCAUGGGCUAGGUUGUUUUUACAUGGUAUACAAGCAUAGUCGUUGCAGAGCAAGGCAUGUCCAGGCCCCAUUUUCAGUAUUGGAAGAAGAUGGUGUACUUCAAUUUUUCCUUUAUUUGUUGUGCUUGUAGACAGUAAUAUUCGAGAAAAUGCCAGUUUGACCUUUUAUGUACAUUGAGAUUUCCUUAGUAUGAUGUAAGUGCUUGCUGCAAAGGAAGCAAAUGUGCCUCAUUCCCGGAUUCAGUUUGAAGAAAGUGCAAAAGUAAGAAUGCACUAAGCAGGGGAAAACAUCGAUGCAUCUGCAUCCUUGUCUUUCCUUGCUUUGCGUUUUUUUUCCUUUCUCAAUAUGAAUUCUAACUUGUCCAUUUGCAGUUUUCAUUCCAAGUUUCGUCUAUGUUUUUAUGAUGCAUUUUGUUGUCUGACCACUGGAUAGUUGACAUCGGUGCUUUCCUAGUAAAAUAUCACUUCACACUCUUUGAUUAUAAAUUUUAUAGAGAAAUUGGCCAGUGAAAUUCCACAUCACUUGUUAGCAUUGCUAGGCAAACAAUUUUUGGUUGUCUCUGCACUUGUGGCAUUUUCUUGAUUUUGAAUUUAUCUUUAUUAUGAGUGGAUUGAUGGUUUCUGCCUGUGAGAUGGUACUUUGCUUGCUUCAAAAACCCAACGUGGCCACGAUUGAUUCAGAGCCCCCCUUUUCCCUUACGGUGUCUUGUAACCAGCUCUGCAGCUUCAGGAGUGUUUAACACCACAGUUUGCUUUCACCUGUUUUCAUGUCAUCAGUGCAAUCAUACGGAGCUGUGUGAAUACAUAUUUGCACUUCUCAAAGGUUCUGCAUGCCUUCAGAGCAUUUGAGCUCUAGUGUGCUGGAGCACACUGUUCGGUCUGUUUUUGAUCAUUUAUUUUCUGUUUUGCCUAGUGUUGUGCCACUUUUCAGUUUACUUGCAUGUUGUGUUCAAGUUAUACGUAUGUCUCCUCCUUGGCUUUUUAUUCCUAAAUGCCAAAGAAAUGUUGCAGCUCCAACUGAAAAAUAAAGGCAUUAGAAUGUUGUCAA
Messenger RNA from Dermacentor albipictus, 6853 nucleotides. RefSeq lists its product as uncharacterized. The record is from RefSeq and is a predicted model, not a curated record. Lineage: Eukaryota; Metazoa; Arthropoda; Arachnida; Ixodida; Ixodidae.